AUGGGGGAAGAUUCAAUGAGUUACAGAGAGCUUUCAAAUAGGCUUGCAGAAUCUAAAGAAGCCCUUGGUGAACUAAGGGUCAAGUACAAAGCUUCAUUGGCUAAGAGAAUAGAGUUGGCUAAGCAGUUGAUGGAACUUAGUGAAAAUAGUUCAUCUGAGGAAGCAACCAUUGAUGUAUUGUCUAAUAAGGUGGAAAUGGAGAAUGAUGAAAAGUCAAAUCUGAGGAGAGAGUUGAAUGCCCUUACCAUUAGGAUGAGUCAAGAGCUAGAAGUUAGGAUGACAAUUGAAGACAAAACAAGAGAGAAGGAGAAUGAGAUCUUUAAGUUGAAUCAGGAGAUUGAUACUUGUCAGAUGGAGCCUGCAGAACCAAGAACUUCAUCGGUCAUGCCUAUGGGGUAUGAGGUACAUGGUGAAUUGGCCAAACCAGUAGUGGCCAAAAAGGUCAAGAAAGAGGUUGAAGAAUUUGUUGUUGCACAAAGAUUUACAAAGGAGAUGAUUGAUGAAGAAAGAACUAGAUUUGAAGCAAAGAAGAAGAGGUUAACAGGAUUGCUUGUUGGAGAAUCCCAGUUUGUGCAAGCUGAGACUCAGGAAAUUUUAAAAAAGUUUUUAAGUCUUGAAAGAGAAGAGGAACCAGAGAUGAUAGAAUCUUCUGAGGAAGAAAAUAUCCUUGAAGCACUGGUAAUUGAAGGUGUACUACUAGAUGUGUUUAAAAAUGAUGAGAUAUCGAUAGAUACUCAAAUGGAGAAAGAACAAGAAGGUGGACGCACCACAUCAGUUUCUACUAUCACUAAAGAACAACCAUUGAUACCGAAAGAUAUUCCAAUUGGUAAAGAUGAAGAGAAGACACAUAAUCAAGAGAAUGCACAAGUAGAUGAUGUGAAAACCAUAGGGCCAUUAGAGAACACAACAAAGAUGCAGACAAAGACACAAGAGAGUGUACAAAUUGAUGUUGAGCAAACAACAAAGUCACCAAAGAAGGCAAUCAUUGAUGAUGAUGAGGAUGGUGAUAGAAUGAGCAUCCAAGGACCAAUAAACAUGGAUAUGUUGAGUCCAACUGAACUGAUGGAGUUUGCAUCUGCAAUGCAAUCCAAGGCCAAGAAGAAGAUGAUGAGAGCUCAGAGGAGAGAAGCUCAAACCAUACAGACUACAGUAGACAUAUUUUCUAGUCUGUUACCAGAGACUGACAUUGAUAAUCUCAUAACUUCCAUUGAAAAAUUGGACCACUUGGUCAAAUUAGUAGGGGAUGAAAUGAAGACUCUUGGAGAGGUUUCUCUACAUAAUGUAGAGAAACAAUAUGAGAAGAAAAUAAUUGAAAUGUUGAUCAAGGCAAUUAACAAAGAUAGAGAAGUUCUUACUACAAAUAUGGACCAAAUCAAAGAAGCCUUAAAGAAUGGAUGUAAAAUUCUUUAUACCAUCUACAACUUUUCAUUGUUCUUUGAUGAUAUCAAUAAGAAAAUAAAGGAAGCUCAGCAAGAGCUAAAGAGUUUAAGUGAAUCAUUUAUUACAUUAAAUUAUUUAACAAUAAUUUUUGGUAGAUCGGUCAUAUUGACACAACAUAAGCUUAAAUGA
Molecule: messenger RNA, 1569 nt
Organism: Cryptomeria japonica (Japanese cedar)
Lineage: Eukaryota; Viridiplantae; Streptophyta; Pinopsida; Cupressales; Cupressaceae
Exons: 5
Coding region: 1-1569 (522 amino acids)
Source: RefSeq, a predicted model, not a curated record